Molecule: messenger RNA, 1737 nt
Organism: Drechmeria coniospora
Lineage: Eukaryota; Fungi; Ascomycota; Sordariomycetes; Hypocreales; Ophiocordycipitaceae
Exons: 4
Coding region: 1-1737 (578 amino acids)
Source: RefSeq, a predicted model, not a curated record
AUGAAGUUCAGCAUUGCCGUUCUCUCCGCCGCCAUGGCCUCGGCCAGCGUCAUACACGGCCGCAGCGCCGCCACCGAUGUGGUAGACGGCAUCCACAAUACCAUCUACGCCUUCAAGAAGGAAAUCGAUGGCUUCGUUUCCAUCGACGACCUCGACGCCAUCUUCCAAAACUUCGCCGGGGACAUAAGCGCCGGGGCCAAGAAGCUCGCCGGCCUGGCCGUCGACGUCAGCGACCAGAUGAGUCUCGUCCAGCUUUCCAAGCUCUACCCGGCCAUCGGCACGACGAUUCAGUUCGCCAUAGAGGGCAACAAGGUCAUCAAGUGCCGCAAGGUCCACAAGUCGCUCGACAAGACAAAGGACGUCUUUUCCCAACUCUCCGACGUCAUCCACGACAAGGUGGCCGAGGAAACCCGUGAAGACGUCGCGUCGCAUGCCGCUCAGAUGGACAAGAUCCUGAAUGGCAUUUUGAACGACUGUGCUGACCCCCGACGCAAGACGGUGCCGGCCCUCUGCUCUCGCUCGUGCCGUCUCGGAGCGGCGCCCACGUGCCGCGGCCCAUGGCUGACGUCGACGGACCCUUCGCACCCGUGCUUCCCCCGAAAAAGCCCAGUUCUCUCGACGCACGCUUCUCCCACCUGCGAUGCCUUGGAAGCGUUCUGCCCGUGCAUGACAAAGGGUCUGCCGAUGGCCUGGGAAUGCCGCGUCAAGGCUCCCGGCCAAUGCGCCAACCGAGCGACCGAGUACCCGCGACUUGCCCCGUCGUCUCUCUCGUCAGCCGAGCUGGCAUCGCGGCAUCGAGCCAAGGCGGCGGCCGAUGCCACUCGGCCCAACGACCCGCGGUCCUCCAAUCGAUCGCCGUGCGUCGGAUGCUCGGUGCAAGUGCCGUUCAAAGGGAACGGAAGGAUGCCAUGUCCAACCAUCGGGCUCCUGCGAGUUUUUGCCGUCGGCCACGAUAACCCCGCCCAUGGUGCGGCAGCAGAGCACCUUCGGCGUAUCGACACCCCGGGCUUCGGCGCACUUGUCGAUGUGCUCGCAGCACGCCUGUCGCCACAUGCUCACGGUACAGUGCUCGUACGCCGCUCGCAUGGCCGUGCCUACGUGCCGGCGCUCCGUACAAAUAACCGUCCGUCGAAGCAUCCGGCAUCGCGUCGGGCAAAGGCAAAAGAUCCCAUCCAAGAUUCGCACGCCAUCCCUCCCGCAACCCUAUCCUCGUCCGUCAUGAGGCUCAACGUCGCCCUUCUCUUCGCCGCCGUGGCCUCGGCCAGCGUCGUCCAUCGUCGCAGCACCACGACGGACACCGUAAACGACAUCCACAACGCCAUUGGCGUCGUCGGCACGCACAUCGACAAGGACGCUCUUUCGAACCACGACCUGGUCGAAAUCUUCAAGAACUUCCUCGACGACGUGGCCGCCAGCACCGCCAAGCUUUCGCAGCUGACGGCCGUCGACGCCGACGACCAAAAAAGUCUCCUCAAGCUUGCCGAAUACUUCGAGGCCAUCGGCACCAGAUUCAAGAUUGCCCUCGAGGAUCGACGGAACGACAUCGAAAAGGCCAACGCCUGCUACACCGUCACCUUGUCGCUCGAGCAUACGCAGACUGCCUUCUCCGCCCUCGGCGCCGCCAUCAUCGGCAAGGUGCCGGCCGAGAGCCACGAGCUGAUCAAGUCGCAAAUCGCCGACUUCACAGGCAUCCUGGACAGGAUCUUGGACGGCUGUCACGACGUUGGCUACGAGUAG